AAAUUCCACUAGUUGCACAUCCGGGUCUCCGAUUAACCCGAACAGUCACUGCAGCUACCUUGUAACCAAUAGCUGUGUGGAAAAGGCCAGUCAAAAUGCAAACGUUUCUUGUAAACAUCGCAUUAUUUUCGUCUCUGCAGGUUUUGUUGUCUUUGACGUGUUUUCAACAGGUUGUCGACGCAGCCAGCGGGAAAGGGUUUGGAGAUAACAUCCACUGGAGGACGCUGGAUGAUGGCAAGAAGGAAGCAGAGGCCAGUGGGCUGCCAAUCAUGCUCAUCAUCCACAAGAGCUGGUGUGGAGCCUGCAAAGCACUGAAGCCCAAAUUCGCCGAGUCCAAGGAAAUCUCCGAGCUUGCACACAACUUUGUCAUGAUCAACCUGGAGGAUGAGGAGGAGCCAAAGGAUGACGCCUUCAGCCCCGAUGGUGGAUACAUUCCUCGGAUUCUUUUCCUGGAUCCCAGCGGCAAAGUCCAUCCUGAAAUCACCAACAAGAAUGGAAAUCCAAACUACAAGUAUUUCUACAGCAAUGCAGAUCAAGUUGUGUCUGGUAUGAAAGAGGCUCAGGAGAAGCUGACGGGCGACGCCUUCAAGCACGGUCACACUGGAGACGAGCUGUGAGGAGGUGGACGCGGUCAACAGGCAGUAAGGGCUACACUUCCUCCACCUGAGGCGGUGCUUCAAAACGCCCUGUAACAUCCCCAAACAAACCUCCACCUCCCACCCACUAAUGUGUGAGGGUCCGUCUCACUGACAGAACAAAGCCAAUCAUUAGAAAGGACCUCGAUUCUCCAGUUCUGCUUUUUGUCCUGUGAAGUUUUUACCAACACUACAACUCAAUUUCCUGUCACAGUCUGUGUUUUAAAACAUGUAUAUUUGUAACUACUGUUAAUUAAAUGCCAUGUACUGUACCAACUGUCUGUAGAGGAUAUAACCAACUCAAGCUAGCCAAGUUAACUGUUUCUAACUCGCACUUGAUGUCUAGAAAUUGCCAAGUUUUCAAGUAAUUUGCCUUUUUUGUGUCACCGGGCAACCACGAAAGUGUUUAUUUUAGACAUCUUACACUGUAGACGACAUGAAAUUCAUCUUAACCAGUAGAAUCAUGUUUCACCGCCAACAGCAAUGACACUCAGUACUUCCUAUUAGACAAGAUAAUAUUUUAACACCCUCAGUGAUGUGCUUCCAAAGAUCCUCUACAGUAUGUUCAAUCUAUCUGUGACUUUACCAUGAACUACAACAUGGACUCUGUACUUCUCUUUUUUCUUUAAGAUAUUAUUCAUUGAAUCCUGCCAAUGUAUGUAUACUUGCUGUAAUAGCUGUAUCUACAUAAUUGUUUUUUCUUUUCUUUUUUUUUCAGUUCUGAGUUCUGUUUAACUACUUGUGAAGUGACACCACCAGGGCUGCAAUUAAUGAUUAUUUUCUCGAUAAAUCGAUUAGUUGCUUUUGAUAUAAAAUAGCAGAAAAGGGAUGAUCAGUUGACCUUGAGGGUCUUGUGUUGUCCACAAUGCAAAUAUAUUCAGUUUACUGUGGUAGAGGAGUAAAGUAAACAAGAAACAUUGACAUUUGAGGAGCUAGAGUCAGAAUUGGUUUUUUUUUCCCCUUAAAAAUUACUCAAACUGAUCAAGAGAUUAUCAAAAUAGUUGGUGCUUCAUUUUAGAGCGUAAACUAAUCGAUUAAUCGUUGCAACUCUAGACACAAUUCUUUUUUUCUUGUCAGCCUUGUUAAACUCUUUGAAUGAGGGAUGAAAAUUGGUUAAGUGUCUUGAUGUAUUUUAUACAUGUACACAGCCAAGUGUGCAAAUAAAGUUUGUUGUACUGA
Messenger RNA from Acanthopagrus latus (yellowfin seabream), 1814 nucleotides. RefSeq names its product thioredoxin domain containing 12 (endoplasmic reticulum) (gene txndc12). Bases 96 to 617 code for a protein of 173 amino acids. Lineage: Eukaryota; Metazoa; Chordata; Actinopteri; Spariformes; Sparidae. The record is from RefSeq and is a predicted model, not a curated record. Gene Ontology annotation, cellular component: endoplasmic reticulum. The transcript has 7 exons.